AUGACUGGGAAUACAGGGUCGAAUCAGCAAAUCCCAGCUUCCGCAGGCCCAGCGGAGGCCGCAGAGUGCGGGAAUGUGGCGGAAGAUAUUAGAGUCGAGGAGGCAGGCGCAGCAGGGACAGUGAAAACGGCGGGCGACGAGGAAAAACCUUCCCUGUGUGUCGCAGAUGCGGCGGAAGCCUCGCCGCCAGCGGCGGAGACCGCCACAGCGGCAGGGGGAGAGAGAGCGGCGGCGCAGGGGGAGGCGGAGAUUGCGGCGGUACCGGCGCCGUUGCUGCCUGCUAAGCGGUCUCGGGAGGAUGGGGACGAGGGCGCUGCUGCUGCUGCGGUUGCCGUGGGUAGCGGUAGCGCAGCGCAUGGCGGUGAUCGCGGUACAGCUGAGGCGCGAGUUCCGGCAGAAAAGGCGGGAGGGGCGGCUGCGGCGGAGGAGAAGACGGGAUCGCAGGAGGGGAUUGGUGGUCAGGGAAAAAAGAAAAAGGCACGGCGGCGGCGCGUGCAGUGGGACGAGGGCAACCUGGCGUACUGGGAGGAGCACCGCACGCCGCGGCAGCGCAUCGACGAGCCCAAGACGCCCUUCCACUCCCUGGGGCCCGACUCCGAGGAAGAGCACCUUCCUGGAAGCAGCACGGCAGGUGCAGCCACAGCAGGCGCAGGAACCGCAGGAGGGUCAGGAGCAGCAAGAGUGGGAGGGAGCAGUCGAGUGAGCGAGUGGACGUCAUCAGAGGACGAAGGGGAUCACUCUGAGUUUGAACGAUGGAUGGAGGAGCAAGGCCACGCAUACAAAGACCCAGCAACUCUCGCUGCUGCUGUUGCUGCCGGCACUGCUCCAGCCUCCUUACUUGCCCAAUCCCCCCUGUUACCUGCCCCGUUCCUCCCUCCCUCUCCACCAGAAGCGAACAUAUACUACAGCACAGGGCGGGACAAGGGGAAGGGCAAGGAGCCAAUGGGGAGUGUGGCACAGAGCUUCAGGGAGCACAGGAAGCGACACUAUGACGAGUUCAAGAAGAUGAAGCUGCUGCAGGCAGAGAGGGCAGAGGCAGGGGAGGAUGCAGGGGACGAUGGGAAUGGGCUUGCGCAACAGGAGGGGGAACCUGGUGGUGCCGAUCCUGCUGCUGCGGCUACUGCUGCUAAUGGUGACGGUGGUGCCAAAAUGUCAUCGGACGCGUCGAAUCCGUCGCAGUACGUGAAGCUGAAGAAGGAGUACAUCACGGACCAACCAGACACGGAGCCUGGCGAGCUCAGCCAACCCGUGGAGGUUCCUCAGCUGGAUGUGCAGCGGUGCUUCGAAUGCGGCCAAAUCCUGCCGCAGUCGUACGAGCCGCCGCAGGACGAGCCGUGGAGCACGGGCAUCUUCGCGUGCUUCAAGGAUCAACGCAGCUGCAUCCAAGGUUUGUUCUGCCCGUGCGUGCUCUUCGGCAAGAACGUGGAGGCGCUGCGCGACGACAUCCCGUGGUCGGCGGCGUGCGCGUGCCACGUGCUGUGCAUCGAGGGCGGCGUGGCGCUGGGGUCGGCGCUGCUGUGCUGCCCCGCGUACAUCACGGUGGACCCACAGACGCUCUUCCUGCUGGGCGAAACGCUCUUCUUCUGCUGGUGGAUGUGCGGCAUCUACACGGGGCUGUUUCGACAGGAGCUGCAGAAGAAAUACCACCUCAAGAACGCGCCAUGCGACCCGUGCUGCGUGCACUGCAUCCUGCACCCGUGUGCGCUGUGCCAGGAGCACAGGGAGAUGGUGAUUCGCCUGCCAGUGCUUGACGAGGGUGUCAGCCUCAACCCACCACCGCAGCAGGAAAUGGCUGCUGUGGGUGGUGAUGCUGCUGCUGCAGCACCCAAUGGGUCAGGGGAGGGUGUCAGGGAAAGCUAA
This is a messenger RNA of Closterium sp. Yama58-4, 1860 nucleotides long. Lineage: Eukaryota; Viridiplantae; Streptophyta; Zygnematophyceae; Desmidiales; Closteriaceae. The record is from the annotation of a GenBank genome assembly.